AUGACGCACCGUCAGCGCAACUUUCUUGAAAAUAUAAGAGCAUUCAACUCUGCUCUCGCGAUGGCUUCGAUGGGGGCUCAAGUUGACACAAUUUCUGGAAGGGGGCCAUAUUGUUACCGAAUUCACGGGCAAAUCUAUCACCGACUGGGUGCGCUUCAUCCUCACCAAGGGGAGCAACGUCAAUUCGGUCAAAUAUAUAUUCUAGUCACUGAAAUGGCUGCCCAACAGCGCCUUGGGAAUAUGCGGAAUUCGGACUGCGACCCUAACCUCAUGCUGUUUUUGAGUGAAUGGUUUGCGCGUAACAAUGUCUACGCUCAAUCGUUUAAAAUGAUGAGCGAAGUGGAGCAAAUGGAAAUAGCGGCAGCCCAGCGAGAAAAUCGGCAAACCAUACCAAUUCGCAUGGUAUUCGAUGACAGCAGAGAGCGGGGUUUUGCAAGAGGAGAGUACGCUAUUCCUACUGCAAACGAAGUAGCAGUCGUAUACGUGGGUGAAGAAAACGACGUUCCUGCAAGAAGGAGUCUUGCGGUCCAUGUUCGACAGGCUGCAGGAUCAAAGUUGAUGAACAUCAGUGACAUAGAUAAACGAUGCGAUCUUCUCACGUAUCCACUGCUCUAUUAA
Molecule: messenger RNA, 618 nt
Organism: Necator americanus (New World hookworm)
Lineage: Eukaryota; Metazoa; Nematoda; Chromadorea; Rhabditida; Ancylostomatidae
Exons: 1
Coding region: 1-618 (205 amino acids)
Source: RefSeq, a predicted model, not a curated record